UUGGUUGUUGAAAAGGAUAUUGGAACAGUUGGAAUAAGUAAUUAUGCACAAGAAUCACUUGGAGAUAUUGUCUUUGCACAACUUCCGGACUGUGGAACUGAAAUAAUAGCUGGGGAUGAAUGUGGUGCUCUUGAGAGUGUCAAGGCAGCCAGUGAGAUAUACUCUCCAGUCAGUGGUACAGUUACUGAAAAGAACAGUGAUGUUGAAAAUAAACCUAGUCUGAUUAAUACAUCUUGUUUUGACAAAGGAUGGCUGUUUAAAAUAAAGUUAUCAAAACCACAAGAAUUAGAUGAGUUGAUGAAUGGAGAUGAAUAUGAAAAGUUCCUUAAAACAGAUGUUGAGAAGGAUCACAAAUAA
Parnassius apollo (apollo) is the source of this 357-nucleotide messenger RNA. Lineage: Eukaryota; Metazoa; Arthropoda; Insecta; Lepidoptera; Papilionidae. The record is from the annotation of a GenBank genome assembly.